Molecule: messenger RNA, 10318 nt
Organism: Aedes albopictus (Asian tiger mosquito)
Lineage: Eukaryota; Metazoa; Arthropoda; Insecta; Diptera; Culicidae
Gene: cindr
Product: SH3 domain-containing protein 21
Exons: 7
Coding region: 1332-3998 (888 amino acids)
Molecular function (GO): protein binding
Source: RefSeq, a predicted model, not a curated record
GCAGCCACAGAAGUUGUUCGUCAUUCGCCGAAGUCGCUUGCUUUCGGUCGUCCACUGGGCAUCUUUUGGCCGUCGUCGUUCGUCUCUUGCGCGAAAGCCAUCAGUAGAAGAAAGAAAAAAAUCAAAGUGAUAUCAUCAUCGUUCGGUUGUUCGGGGUGAGGCUUUCCUGUUACUUUACCCAGCGGAAAGUAAUAUUCGAUUCGGUGCCUGCCUGCAGUAGUGCGAAUCCGCGACGGUGUCGAUUUUCACGUUCAAUAUCCGGUGGCCGUGUCUCGGAAUAGCGGCGGUGUUCCUCCGGUCCUCUCCGCUGGUGACGGGGACAACUUCGUUUCAGUGCGUGUGAGUGUGUGGAUAAUGGCGUGAACAAAGUAAACAUUUUUUUUCUACCAACUCGGAUACCGCUUUGAAGGAAAAAGUGCUGGCCGCAGAGAGGAUUGUUCCGUCGUUGCGUGGAUUGCGUGAUUUUUGGAUUUUGGAUCGAGUCGUGAUCCUCCUGGAUUUUGCGCUGGUGGAUAGUUUGUCGAAGAAGGCCCUGGCCGCUGCUGAGUGGAUGUAGAGAUACGGUGGUUUAGUUUUGUUUCGACGGUGCUUGCUCGUUGUGGUCCGGAUUUGGUGUGUGCUCUCUGCUCGGAUUGCGGAGUGACAGUGAAGCGUAUCGACACGACAACCGAAAGAGGGGGAGGGAACUCCGCACACACGUGUGUGAGGUGGAAGAAGAAAGUACCGCGGGGGGUGGCGACGGAAGAAAGGUGUACAAAAGCGAGAAGAAGAUGAUAAAAGAUUCGAAAAUGUAAAAAUAAAUGUGAUAAAUUCGACGUGUGAUCUCCCUAACAAGAAAACGUGAGCUGGAGCCACAUAGAAGAGGAGAGCGAGAGAUAGUGAAAGAGAAUCGUGUCGAGCACUCCGGUGUAAAAAGGGGCAGUGCUGGACAUACACAGCCAGCAAGCCAGGGAAUUAAUUCACCCUCGUCGUAGUAGAUUGUGCCGUGGUGUGGCGGCGGCGACGGUGGCUUACGGAGUACUAGCCCGACACAACAGCAGCAGCAACGGUCGCUGACGGUGUUUUGUGGUCUUUGACACACAAAGAAGAAAACAAGAAUUCCACCGCAUAUGAAACAGUCGUCGACCGUCGAAACUGGUGGCACACAAGGUGCUGCUCCACCGUGAGUUGUCAGUUGAUGAACCCGGCCGCCGCAAAACGAAAAACAUUGCGCCUCCGGCCGUCAUUUAGUGACCGACUGUGGAGAAAGAGCAGCAGCUUGCAGCAGCAGAGAAGCGCCGUUGGCCAGAAAGAAAACGAACGAAAACAACGCACACAACAAAGGAGGAGACAUGGAGAAAACUGGAGUCAGUGCCAUUGUAGAAUACGACUACACCGCCAAGGAAUCGGACGAGCUGACGCUAAAGCGAGGUGCCACCAUUACCAACAUCAAAAUUCAACCGGGCGGCUGGUGGGAAGGCACACUGAUGAGUACCGGCAGGACCGGUAUGUUUCCGGAUAACUUUGUCCGGGUGCUGGAACCGGACGAUAAAAAUCCGGUCGUUUUGAGGGACAAAACAGCCGCCCAGAAUCGACGAUGUAAAGUCAUCUACAGCUAUCAAGAGAACAAACCAGAUGAACUUACGCUGGCCGUUGGUGACAUCGUGGAAAUCUUCGAGGAAGUGGAGGAAGGCUGGUGGAAGGGCAAACUGAAAGGCAAAAUCGGAGUGUUUCCGUCGAACUUUGUCGAAGUUAUGGAAUCGGCUUCACCCAUGUCGGCGAACCGGACAAGCAGUAUCGGCGCGAAACCGACCCUACUAAUGGACGGCCACGGAGCCGUCAGCGGAGGCGUUGCCGUGCUUCCGACCGGUCACACCGGAAGCCUAUCCAAAACGAACAGUUUGAACAAAAGCCGCAGCAGUCUUAACAGUUCCCGGGAAAACCUGGACGACGUGAUACCGAACCAGCAGCAAAUUCUACCGCACGAUGCACCGUCGCUGCCGCCGAAACCGGUGCGCGAGCUGUGCAAAGUGCUGUUUGCGUACGCACCGGCCAACGAGGACGAGUUGCGGCUCGUCGAAGGGGACAUCAUUACCAUCCUGAGCAAGGAGCUGCCGGACAAGGGCUGGUGGAAGGGAGAACUGAAGGGACGCGUCGGAGUUUUCCCCGAUAACUUCGUCAGCCUGAUGCCACCAGAAGUUUCCCCAGUGAAGGACUCCUUCCACGCGAAACCGGAACGUCCUCCGCUGUCGAACAAAGUGCUAAUAGGCAAGCAAAACAACAAUCAAACCGGCGGCACUACCAACUCCUUCGCAUCCCGGAAGGAAAGUUUCGGUUCGAAGGAUUCACUCAACGAACAUAACAACACUAGCAACAACACCGGAUCGCCCACGGUCGGUAACGUGGCCGCCCAUCGGCGGUCGCUGGAGACGCGGAACACGGAAAACCAUCACCCAUCGACGAACAACACCCAGCAGCAACAGGUCACCGAGAAGCCCCCGCGAAAGAGUCUGGACAGCAGCAAGACGUCCGAGAUCCGGAAGAGUUUGGAAAAUCUAGACGACAAGAAAGCAACUCCUCCGCCGGUGCUUGGUAAGAAACCGCAGGUUCCGAUCAAGAAGAGUCCCUCGAUCACCAGUGUCACAGGGAAUCUGUUCGGGUUCAACAAGAAGGGGAAGAGUGGCGGAGAAGGUAAGGUACAGGAUGGCACGGAUGGGGUAGGCAGUAGUAAGAUGAAGUCAGAGGUUGCGGAUAAUAACGAAAAGAACGUGAGUGGCGAACGGUUGUCGCGGGAGGAAUCCGAAUUCGGGAUUGUUGAGAGGGGAUCGGUUCUGAAGGAUAUGAGGGUGAACCGAGCGAAGGCACCGAAGAGGAGGCCACCGACGUCGGCUGGGAGUUUGAUGGGCGAGUCUGGAAACGGGACCAAUGGUUUGAGCAAUGGAAACACCGGAUUGUUCCAUCAGUUGUCACAAGGAGCGGAACCGGAAUCGCCCAAGCCGGACCUGUUGAACGUUAGUCAUCAUAGCAAUAGUAAUGAGGAGGAAUUCAUUGCUAAGCCAAAAGCACGAGAGUGGGAGAAGCACAAAGUACCCUGGAUGGACGAACUGAAGGCAAGUCAAGCCAAAAAGACCUCUCCGAAUGUGAACGAAUCAAAGUCACCGGAGCAUCAUUCGGUGGUUACGGAGCAUCAGGAGUCGUCCAAGUUCGACAACAUUUCCAAGUCAUUCCAUAUGAGUUCCAGCACGGCCAGUUCGGCGACUUCGGUGUCCGCUUCCGGUCGGGCGAGACUAUCGGAACGGGCCGCCACGACGACCGUGGCGGAUACGUCGUCCUCCAGCUUGGUGAACAACGCUAACAAUAGCAGUUCCUUCGACUUGAUCGCGUCCAGUAGGAAGGAGACGUCCAGCAACAACAGCCAUCAACACACAACGUUAACCAAUAGUAGUGUCGAACAUUCCAGUAGCAGUAGUUCCAGCACGACAACCACCAACGUCAUGACCAAGUCAAUGUCUGCCCUUUCAACCAAGAUUGCCAUUUCGUCGUCGUCAUCGGAGAGUGCUGCCAACAGUGCCGCCAACGAUGCUGCUGCUGCACCUUCCAGUACUACCAACUGCACCACCAACAAUAGCAACACCAAUCGGCCGGUCAGUGUGAACCUGCGCAACCGGAGCAUAUCGCCGACGCCCAUCACCCGCAAUACUAAGACAAUCCACAUAUCCGGCGGUACAGACCGGCCGGAAGCCUCGACAACGGUGGCGCCCAGCAACAGCAGCAACAACAACAACAAUGGUACAAGUACCACUGCCAUCGGUGGUGGCACCUGCCCUCCCGUCACCUCGGACAACGUGUGCUCCCGAGUGCAGGACCUGGAGCAGAAGGUCACCCGGAUGGAACGGCAGCUGUCCGCCCAGAACGGUCUGAUCGAGGACCUGAAGCGGCUACUGCGCGACGAAGCGGACAAGGUGAAAACCCUCCAGCGGGAGCUGGAAAAGUACGCCCAGUGCGUAACGCAGGUAUGAUGAUAAAUGUGGAGGGUUCGUUCUAGACGAGAGACGCACCUCAAAUGUACCUUACCUUCUGUGUAUUGUUUUUUUUGCGUAGUAGGCUUGGGUUGAUUGUGGCUAAUUUCGCGCCAAUUUGAGUCGAUUGGAUUGGCACAGCCUCUUUCAGCAUGCCAUAAAACUUGUUUGGAUUACUACAUCAAUUUGGUUUUGUUGAUAAAAGUUUUACUUUUUUUUAUCGAUUGUUCGUGAAAAAUCAAGAAAUGUCAAAUUAUCUGACCAAUGCAAGUGAAACUAUCGUGGCAAUUUGGAAAGUUAUUGAUUUUUCUAAUGCAAAAGAAUAUAAAUAUUGAUUUGGCGUGAAAUUCGUCACCUGUUUCUUUUACCACAAUCCGCAAGCACAAACAUUCGCCGAAUAACCUACACAUUCCUUGCUCUAUGACUUUGUCCCCCGCCAUGCAAACGCGACGUUUCCGCAUUUUAUCGACCUCCUUCUAGUAUAGAUCGCGAGCGUGCUGUAAAAUAGGGUACACUAGCUUCCGACCAGCCGUCUUUGUGCACGAAAAAUUUAGCAGACUACUACUAUUAGAACCGGAACUAUAAAUAAACUUACUUAGGACUUUUUAUCGUCUCUAAAGAAACGCAAUUUACCGACUCUGAACUGUUUACAUACUUUAUUUUUUGUAAUUGUUACACAUUUUCCCGAAAAGAGAGAGAGUGGUUCGACCAAUUCGAUCGCGAGACACGCGUACGUGCAUCCCUAACGCCAUCCGAGUAUUAUCUAAGGGUGUCGUAAGUUUUUGACCUGAUCGAUUAGUCGGUAAUCGACUUGGCUUUAUCGAAUCAAUAGUUGACAUACAAAAUCGACCAUAAAAACGUGCAAAAUGGCAACUAUUCGGUUAGUCUAUGAUCGAUUUGAACAUUUUAAUCGACUUUUCAAGAUAAUCAAUCGCUUUACGACAUCCCUAGUAUUAUCCAAUCUUUAUCAGAGUAGUUAAGCAAAUGUGGAUGGUAGAACUCCAUAUCGUGGAAAAGUAUCGAUGAAUACCAACCCAGAGAGGGAACAAAGAAAAAGGAGGAAAUCAGCUGUAGUCGUGGUUUUACAUCGAGAUACGCUUAUAUGAUAGAACCAAUAACAAGAUGAAGUGUGAUAGAUAACGCAGUUCCUCCGGAAGUAGGACUAGAUGAAGCAUAAGCAAUGUGAGUGAUGCAGUUAUUUUUUUUUUCUUUCAAUUCGAACGCACAAACUUGAAAAUUAUGUCCAUGUCCAAACCAGUCGACAUUUGUAUUUGUUCUACCCAUCCUACGUACUGCUAGGUAUACAAAUUUUGUCCUAUUCCUCUUUACCAUUGUAACCCUAACUUCUGGAUCACUUUGUAUGCAUUACUUUUUUGUCGAUUUGAAUGAUUCUAACGUUGGUUGCUACUAUUUUGGGCCACUAGUGUUCUUUUGAAAUCAUUAAUUGUUUCUUUGUAUCACUUAUGUGUUUGUUCAAAGCGUUUUCUUAUUUUAUUGUUGGAAGCGAGAUAUUUGGCAUAAUCGAGAUGCGAAUAGUCAUUAUUCCAAAACACAAAGAACGUGACGCGAGACAGGACAAAACGCUUUUAUUUGUUACAAAUAAAUGAAAAUGACUUUUAUUUACCUUUGAAGCCUUUUUUUCCAAGCGUUAUUAUAGAGUGGUUUCUACGUAUCCGUUACUGUUGUUUUGGUGCUCAAUGGCAUAGAAACGGUAGAAUAUGAUGCAGAAUAUUUUUUCUGGAUAGCCUAGGUCAUCCAAACUGUUCAAAGCUACGAUUUGCAUUCUUUUAUGUCCAAUAAGUUUUCUGAAAGUUCAAAAGACAGUAUCAGAUUUGUCGGGAUAUCCUAGGUCAUCCAAACUGUUCUUGAGUUCAGAUCCUAAAGAAUACGGGUGUAACGGUAACUUCUUUCAUCAUACAAAGCUACGAUUUGUAUUCUAUCAUAUUCAGUAACUCUUCUGAAAGUUCAAAAGACAGUAUCAGAUCGGUCGUGAUAUUCUAGGUUAUACAAACUGUUCUUGAGUUUAGAUUCUAAAGCCUACGGGUGUUAUAGUAACUUCUUUCAUCAUACAAAGCUACGUUUCGUAAUAUAUCAUGUUCAGUAAGUCUUCUGAAAGUUCAGUAGAUAGUAUCAGAUCGGUCGUGAUAUCCUAGGUUAUUCAAACUCUUCUUGCGUUCAGAUUCUAAAGUCUAUCGGUAUAACGGUAGCUUCUUUCAUUAUACAAACCUACGAUUCAUAAUCGAUCAUAUCCAGGAAGUCUUUUGAAAGUUCAAAAGACAGUAUCAGAUCAGUCGGGAUAUCCUAGGUCAUCCAAACUAUUAUUGAGUUCAGAUCCUAAAGUCUUCGGAUGUAACGGUAACUUCUAUCAUUAUACAAAACUACGAUUUGUAAUCGAUCAUGUCCAGUAAGUCUUCUGAUAGUUGAAUUGACGUUAGUAUCAGAUCAGUCGGGAUAUCCUAAGUCAUUUAAACUGUUCUUGAGUUCAGACCCUAUAAUCUACAGAUGUAACGGUAACUUCUAUCAUUAUACAAAUCUACGAUUUGUAAUCUAGCUUGACCAGUAAGUCUUCUGAAAUUUCAAAAGACGAUAUCAGAUCAAUCGGGAUAUCCUAGGUCAUUCAAACUGUUUUUGAGUUCAGAUCCUAAAGUUUACCGGUGUAACUUCCUUUGUUAUACAGAGCUACGAUAUGUAAUCUAGCUUGUCCAGUAAAUCUUCUGAAUCCGUUGAGCAUUGAGUCAUCCAAACUAUUAUGAUAUCUUCACCACAACAAUCGGUUCCUCCUGGGAUUCCUCCUGGAAUUCCUCUAGAAGUUCCUCCGGGGAUUCCUCCAGGAGUUCCUUGUGAGAUUCCUAAAGAAGUUCCUCCUGGAAUUCCUUCGAGAGUUGCUUCUGGAGUUCCUCCUAGGAUUCCUCCAUGAGUUCCUCCUGGGAUUCCUCCAGGAGUUCCUUCUGGGGUUCCUCAAGGAGUUCUUCCUAGGAAUCCUCCAGGGUUCCUAAAGGUGUUCUUCCUAGGAAUCCUCCAGGGUUCCUAAAGGAGUUGCUCCUGAGAUUCAUCCGAGUUUUCCUAGGAUUCCUCCAGGAGUUCCUCCUGGGAUUCCUCCAGAAGUUCAUCCUGGGAUUCCUCCAGGAGUUCCUUCUGGGAUUCCUAAAGGAGGUCCUCCUGGGAUUCCUCCGAGAGUUCCAUCCGGAGUUCCUCCUAGGAUUCAUCCAGGAGUUCCUCCCGGGGUUCAUCCAAGAGUUCCUUCCGAGAUUCCAGGAUUUGCUCCUGGGAUUCCUCCAUGAGUUGCUCCUGGGAUUCCUCCAUGUGUUCUUCCUGGGAUUCCUCCAGCAGUUCCUCCUGGGAUUCCUCCAGGAGUUCCUCCUAUGAUUCCUCCAAGAGUUCCUCCUGGGAUUCCUCCAGGAGUUCCUCCUGGGAUUCCUCCAGGAGUUCCUCCUUGGAUUCCCCCAUGAGUUCUUCCUGGGAUUUCUCCAGGAGUUCCUCCUGGAAUUCCUCCAAGAGUUCCUUCUAGGGUUCCUAAAGGAUUUCCUCCUGGGAUUCCUCCAGGAGUUCCUCCUGGGAUUCCUCCAGGAGUUUCUGCUGGGUUUCCUUAAGGAGUUCCUUCUGUGAUUUCUCCAAGAGUUCCUCCUGGGAUUCCUUCAAGAGCUCCUUCUAGGGUUCCUAAAAGAGUUCCUCCUGGGAUUCUUCCGAGAGUUCCUCCUAGGAUACUAUCAGGAGUUUCUCCUAGGAUUCCUGCAGGAGCUCUUCCUGAGAUUUUUCCAGGAGUUUCUCCUUGGAUUCCAGAAGUUUCCUGCAGGAUUUCCUGCUGGACGUCCUCGUGGGGUUCCUACAGGAGAGUAGUUUGAUACCCAUAUUUUGGGGUACAUUAUAUCCAAAGCAACUUUCAAUGGCCAUACAUAACGGCUUGACUUUGAAAAUGAUAAAGUUCAAUACCAUGCCUAUAAGGUCAUGCACUUUUCAUAUAAAUGGACACUUGUGGCCUCAGAGGGUCAUCAGAGCUGCCCUAAGGGUGGUAAUUGCACUUCAAGCAAAAUCCAGUGAUCAUAAUUCGACGUUUAUGUAACACUUUCAACUGGGCAUGGUCCGUAGGUGACUCAAGCUUUUGUGAGUAAUUUCCAAAUUUUAUUCAUAUGGAUUACAAUGUUCGAAAAGAAAAUGCUCAUAUUUUUAGUUUUGUCAUACCAACCUGAGUAAAUGCUCAAGUAGGUAAAAGGGUUGACACAUGCAUUUUAGCAAAGUAAAAGCAUUUGCUCACUUUAUUCAUAUCACUUAAUAAGUUACAAAUGUAGACCUGGAGCUAUGGUCUCCGAAGUAGUUUGAUUGAUCUGGAAUAUCUCAAAACCAUCUUGGAAUGACUCAUGAAAUGCCAGGGAGAUUACUGAUUACAGAUCGAUGUGUAAUCUUACGGUUCAUUGUGAGAAUAACUACUGUUACUGUCAACCUAAACUUCAGGACAGUUUGGACGACCCUUAAUGUCCAAAAGGUUAAUAAUAAUAAUGAGUAGACUUCAGGUUGGUACAGUAACCACGAUUGAUUAUGCAACUUUACCUAGUAUAUAGCUAUGACUGCUGUUACGAGUGUAGACCUGAAGUUCUGAACCCCAAGGUAAUUUGACUGACUUGGGAUAUUCCUAUAGUGUCUAUAAAUGACAUUUUAGUUUUCAAGAGCUUUACGGAUCCCAAAUCCCAAUAGAUUUUGUAAUGCUAUUAUUUAUGGCGAAAACUAUAGGACUAUACUACACUAUAGGACAAUUUGGAACACCUUGAACAUCCCAGAAUAUAAAACACCUUUUGAUAUUCUUGACGAAGACUAGAUGAAUACAUAUGAACGUAACCUAUAGUUAGGGCUCCCAUCUACUCAGAAUAUAAAAUCAGGACAUUUCAUGUAUUUUCACGAAAAUGAGUAAAACUCAUCGGAUUUGUUAAGAAAUUUUAACCAAAAUUAGUCCAAAAUCAGGACAUGUCCUGCUAAAUCAGGACGGAUGGUAACCCUACCUAUACUGCCCCCACUCGCAUAACAGUCCCAUCUUUGCUGGGUUUCCUAUUCAUAUGGGACUGUUAUGCGAGUGGGGGCAGUAUAUUCAAAUUCAGCUUUCAGAACAACUGGUAUGUCAAUUAUUUAGUUUCUUCAAAUGUUAUGGUGUUCAAAAACCUUUUUUUUGUAGGAACUAUAAGUGUUAUGUCCCGUCUCGCGUUGCGUACUUUGUGUAUUGUCGAGGUUAGCACGAACCUCAAGAAACUGAAAUAAGUAUGUUAACUUUAUGUCAAAUUAUCAAUAUAUCGCUAGACUCUUCUGCCAAGCGUUAGAUGGCUCUUUAUUUCCCUGCCUCCAUCCAGCUGGGUCCGGUAGUCGUACAAUUAGACCGGCGCACAAAUUUACAUUCCUAUUAUUGACCAUCAUUCCCGCAAGAGUGCAAGACAUUCCUCAGCCGUACAUAGCUGUUCUCCAGUACUCCUACAUAUUCCUUCCCCCUGUUGAAACGAAUGAGUAUUUGUUGCAUUUAUUACAUUGGAAUGAGUUAGUUUAUCCGCCCUUAGGAUUCCACCUAGGUAUCAUUGUAUCAUAAAUCGAAAGCCGGAACCGAACAACCCUGUAUCUUUGUAACUAACCGUUUUCCUACCGGAUCUACACCGGAUAUCCUCUGUUGACUAGGGCAAGACAAAACUGCGCCAUGGAAUUCUACUAAGGCAUGUGAACCGAUAGUUACUCUGAAAGCGGGAAACUGAAAUGAGAAUGUGAAACAUUAAUGUGAAUGCAACAAAAAAAGCAACAACAAACAUGGUGAUAGAUUUGUGAACAAUAGCCGCCAAGUGCUACCCUAAAAACUAAGCAGAAUAAGGUAUAUAAGCGUAACAGACACACAAACAGACAGAAGAUUCGAAACAACAAAACAAAAACAGAAAUCGCAAGUCCAAGUAAGAUAAGUCGAUCGACCGUGGAUGCGUGAUGAUUCCGAGGUAUUCAAUUUCAACUCGCAAACGACACCGCGAAGCGUAACCACGAAACCACAUGAACCGUACACAAACCGACACAAACAAAUGCAAAAAACACGUACACACACGUAUUGUAAACAACGCAAAAAUGUUCGCCAUUUUUUUUUUCUUUGUGUACAUAUUUAAUAGCGAAGUAAAUAUAUACCGUAUUAUUAUUAUACAUACCUACUUAUUUUAUUUAGCCUUUAGGAAUUCCAUAUGAAGAAAGCAUGCAAUCGCUUUAUACAUUAUACAAUAUUGAAACACCUUCAUGAUACAUGAUAAAAACAAUUUAUGUAAUGAUUAUUCUAAUAAAAAUUCGCUUUUUGCAAAUAGAAUUAAAACAAUUUA